CAAGAAUAAGACGGAGAAUUGCACCUGCUUUGUAGGUCCUAAAAAUGCGCCGUUCGCCCUGCUUGUUGGUGAAGAGUAUUUCAACAAGAAGGGCUGGGUUACUUUUCUAGAGGCAUCUGGGACAAACAGUGGACUUAUUUUCUGCGCGAAGAACCUAACGAAACCCGAGGCAGCCGCCAUUGAAGCUGGAAGGGCCUAUGCCGACGCCAUUGCAGCAAAGUUGAACGCGAAGAAAAAUACAAGGAAAGCGUCGGAAAACAUGGAUUAACCUCUCGCUUGCGAUAAUCGCAUACGGAGGCGGAUGGACGAAGUCACCAAACUCAUCUUUAACUCGGUAAUUGCGUAUGCUUUCGAAAGCGGGCGAGAAUUUGAGGAUUAUGAUGAGUUCGAGGCGUAUCUCAGGACCCAACCGGCAAUCUCGCAUGAUGCGAUUGACAAGAACUGCAAAGCCAUCAUGUCCAUAUACAUGAAGCACAUGAAUGCGCGAAAUCGAGCGAAGAAAGGCAGCACGGCCUGUUCAGCUGGUGCGGUGAAUGGCGAUCCAAUGGUUCGUGGCGGCAACCCCACCCCUCCAGCGAGCACCAGUAAUCCAGGAGACCAAGGUCCUGAACAAGAGUCCGAUUUACCGCCAGGGCCGUCACAGGACGACAUGGAUAUGUUCCCCGAGUUUGAUGACGCAGAAGAAGUCGACUACAUCCUUGUCUCUACAGCCGAGAAUUCGCAGGAAGUCUUCGGCGCCAUGCACUGCAAAGGAGAGAGUAGUUAUAUCGACCAAGAUUCAUUUGAGAGAACGAGAGCGAAAGUAGGAAAGAACGGAAAAGCCAAGCUCACAUGGUUUUAUAAAAACAAACCCGGGUACGAUGGCAAGAGGAGGCAGACUUGGUUCAUCAUACUAUCCAACAACACCAUGGAGGUGAACAUUGCUCUCGGCACCCGUUGUUUGAGCGACAACGAAUCGGAUGACGAGGUAGCGGCUGCCUCACAAUCCGAUUCCCAGGAUGCGCGACCGCUUGAUCUUGAACUGGAGAUAGAUCACCGGAUCAACAGAGCCCGUACGUCCAACUCUGGCAGGAUGAGCAACAUGAGCAGGCUCUGAUCGAAGACGAGGAAUACUACGACAGCUUGGCGAAGUUGAGUGUCCGUGUUGCGGCCUUGGCCAUAGAGAGCCGUAGCAGUCGAUUGAUCCAACAGCGGCGAACACGUCCCUCAAAUGAGUUUCCGACAAGAUCGUGCGCUCCGCCCCCACCAGGCCAACGGCGUGCGACGUAAUUUUAUGCUGUCGUUCUGGGAAUUGAAG
Messenger RNA from Pseudomassariella vexata, 1297 nucleotides. RefSeq lists its product as uncharacterized. The record is from RefSeq and is a predicted model, not a curated record. Bases 302 to 1096 code for a protein of 264 amino acids. The transcript is spliced from 4 exons. Lineage: Eukaryota; Fungi; Ascomycota; Sordariomycetes; Amphisphaeriales; Pseudomassariaceae.